This is a messenger RNA of Cucumis melo (muskmelon), 1387 nucleotides long. RefSeq lists its product as uncharacterized. Lineage: Eukaryota; Viridiplantae; Streptophyta; Magnoliopsida; Cucurbitales; Cucurbitaceae. The record is from RefSeq and is a predicted model, not a curated record. Bases 152 to 859 code for a protein of 235 amino acids. The transcript is spliced from 6 exons.
UUUUCAUUUUCAUUCUCGUUCUUUUGCAAGUCAUACUUCUCUAGACACGCUGCUCCCACCAAAAACCCACACCUGCCGGAAAACCCUAUUUGCAAGUUCUCUCCGUCGUAUCGGAAAACAUCCUUGCUUCUGCCUGAAGUUUCACAAGCUUAUGCUCUCUCUCACUCACAGAGUUCGGACUCUGUCCUCAUCUCUAUGUUCCUAUUCUCAUCCAUUUCGAUUGUUCCGGACGGAUGCCAGACCCUCCAGGCGGCGCUCAAAGCCUGCUGCAUUCACCGUAAACAAGCCUGACCACAAGUCCGAGUGGUGGGCUGUUGAUGGCGAAAUGCAUGAAAUCGGCGACAAUGUUCCCCCUCGCGAGCGAUUUGUUAUACCCAGAGAAAAUCUCCCCAAUCGGCGUCGAAAGCAGCUCAGGGAACAGUUCAUGCGUCGGACUCGCCUCGUUCUCAAGGAAUCUGAGCACGAUCCAUGGUGCAAAAAGUACAUGGAGCUUUAUCAGGAGCUAAGGGAAAACUGGGAGAGACUGUACUGGGAUGAGGGUUAUUCCAAAAAACUUGCUAGGGAUCAUGCAAACUAUGAGUCUGCUGAGGACGAAGAUUUUUCUCCUUAUAGGAAUAGGCAAUCCACUGCUGAUCGGAAUAUGGGUGAGGAUUUUAGGAGGAACAUGCAAGGUGAUAACUGGGAGAAUGUCAGCCAGAUUAGAGAUAAGUUUGAAUACGAUAGAGAGAGAAGAAUGCAAGAGAGAGCAUUUGCACCUAUGCAUGGAGAUCGAACUUUUCCCUCACAGAAUCCAAAUUCUCGAUGGCAACAAACAGACGUGCAGCCUCAAAGAUACGUGUCUGAGAGUGAUAGUGACUGACAAAUUGACUAAAAACUUUAUCUGCGUCUAUGUGAAGAAGAGGUUUGGAUGCAUUCCUGAGAAGAGCUUUAAUGCAAACGACUCGAUUUGUUGGAAGCGAUACCAUGAACUUGAACACAAUAGUCAUAAGGCAUGCAACUUUUGUAUUAAAUCCACCUCUUUGAGAAGGAUCCAAUGAACGGAACAUAUCAAGGUCACCUGAAGUUUGUAAACUUCGAAGGAAAAUGUUUGUGUAAAGUAUAGAAAAGUCGGUCAAUGAACUCGCAUUUGAAGGUGAUUGGAAUGAGAAAAGAUCUAAAAAAAAUUUGGUUUCCAAAAAAGAAAAGUUACACAUUAUUUAAUCUUUAUUUAAAAUUGCAGGAAGAAGUGAAAUAUGCUGACAAGUUACUAAAGUAUCAGUGUUAAUAUUUUGUUCUCGAGGUUUGGCAACAGUUGCCUUCCACAAUAUGAUCUAAUUUGGCAACAGUUGCCUUCCACAAUAUGAUCUACAUAUUUUAUCUAUGAAUUCAUUUUAAUUCACUAGAAAAA